AAACGCAAAUUUAUAGCAACAUGAAAACAUGGGUAUAAAUAGUGUUGGUCGUUGCAUUUUUUUCCCAACUUUUGCGACUCCAAGAUACAAACCCUAAUUUGAUGUGUCGACUCAAUCAAGUUGCUUGAUAGUCUGUUAUUGCGAUUGUUACUAAAGGAAGUACUUCUUGACAUUUGGAUAUCUGUAUUGGCAAGUGUAGCUGCUGAUGCAGGGUAGUUUAUGUUAUGGACCUAAAUGCCCCUCCAAUACCUGAAGGAAAUGAAGCCAUGUACAGUGAGGUUUUCAGUGAAGAUUCAACCCGAAUAGAACCGAGGAUGACAGCGGCUGAAACUAAUCAGCUGGUUGCAGAUGGACGACAUCCCAAACCAAAAAGAAAGUAUCCAUAUGAUAAUUCUAUGCAAGGUUCUCACAGCUUUAGGAAGAAGAACGAGGGAUAUGAUAGGUAUAGCCUACCCUCAGGCUGGUUGGAUUGCCCUGCUUAUGGUGAUGAAGUAGAUUUUUUUAUUCCUUCAAAAGUCCCCCUUGGAGACUCUUUCAGAGAACGAAUUAGCCCUGACAAAAGAUACACUCCCAGAGAUGUUAUUUAUGAACAAAGGCGCUUGGGAAGAGAGCUAGGUUUAGUGAUUGAUCUUACAAACACUAACCGUUACUAUCCAGAAUCUGACUGGUUAGACGCAGGCAUCAAAUAUGCUAAAAUCAGAUGCCAAGGAAGGGAUGCUGUGCCUGACAGUGAUUCUGUUGAUAGAUUUAUUCAGGAGGUGAUGCAAUUUAGGUCAUAUCAGACUCUGGCGGACAAGUUUGUCCUUGUCCAUUGUACGCAUGGGUUUAAUCGCACAGGCUACAUGAUUGUUCGUUUCCUUGUAGAUACUAUGUCAUUAUCGGUCACUGAGGCAGUUGAUAAAUUUGCAAGAGCACGACCGCCGGGUAUAUACAAAUUGGACUAUAUAGAUGAUCUAUACAACUUCUAUCAGGAAACGAAGCCUCAAUCUCUUGUUUGCCCCCAAACUCCAGAGUGGAAGAAAUUUUCCGACCAGGAGGAUAAUGGAGCUACUCAUUUGCAAGACACUGUAACGGCAUCAGUGAAUAUGACAAAUGACGAUAUUCUUGGAGAUUCCGUGCCUUCCAACCAGAUAGAAGCAUUGAGGCAAUUUUGCCUGCAAGCGUUGAAAUUGAAUGUGCAGGGCAGAGGAAAGCCACAAUUUCCGGGGUCACACCCUGUCUCUCUCAGCAGGGAUAACCUGCAGCUUUUAAGACAACGGUAUUACUACGCCACAUGGAAAGCUGAUGGAACGCGAUAUCUAAUGCUAAUAACUUGGGAUGGCUGUUACUUAAUCGAUAGAAAUUUUUUCUUUCGGAAGGUCCAGUUACGGUUUCCAUGCAAAAAUGUAAAUGAGGGUAUUGAUGGGACUACUCAUCAUUAUACUUUGCUAGACGGAGAGAUGGUUAUUGACACUGAGCCAAGUACAAGGAAACAGGAAAGAAGAUAUCUCAUUUAUGAUCUAAUGGCAAUCAAUAAUGUAUCUCUUGUAGAGCGACCUUUCCAUGAGAGGUGGAUGAUACUUGAGAAUGAAGUGAUAAAACCCCGAAACCAUGAGCGAAACAUGUUGUACAAGAGUCGGAAUCCUUAUUAUAGAUAUGACCUGGAACCCUUUAGAGUGAGAAGGAAGGAUUUUUAUCUACUCUCUGCUGUCACUAAGCUUCUGCGCGAGUUCAUUCCAAAGCUUUCACAUGAAGCUGAUGGUUUAAUCUUUCAGGGGUGGGAUGAUCCUUAUGUACCCCGGACGCAUGAAGGCCUUUUAAAAUGGAAAUUUCCAGAGAUGAACUCAGUUGACUUCCUUUUUGAGGUAGAGAAUAGCCGUCGUUUACUUUUUCUAAAUGAACGGGGGAAGAAAAAGCUAAUGAAUGGACAUAGAGUUGUUUUUAAAGAUGAGUCUGAAAUAUACUCAUUUUCGGGUAAGAUUAUUGAGUGUUCGUGGAACCCGGAGGAUAGAGUUUGGAUCUUUAUGCGAAUAAGGGUGGACAAAUCUACUCCAAAUGAAUUCAAUACCUUCAAGAAGGUCAUGAGGAGCAUUAAUGAUAAUAUCACGGAGGAAGUUGUGUUGAAUGAGAUAAGUGAGAUUGUUCGCCUUCCAAUGUAUGCUGAAAGGAUAAGCAAGGAUUGUCGAGCAUUUGUCAGAACAGCCCAACGCAAAUGAGUAGCAUCAUGGUACCCACCAUGGCGCUUCAUACUUAGAAUCAGUCACCUAAUACCAUAACACCAUAAUAUAAAUUACUUUGAUCAAAUAUACAAAAGUUGCCUUUGACUUCCUUGCCAAAGUCCACAAUGUAUACCUAGAAAAAGAAAGUUGUUUCCCUAAAAAUUGCAGGUGAGACUGAGAAGCAGUUUACAGUUGGGAGUGAACAUUUAAAUUUCAUUUGCUCCUACAAAGCUAACACACCUGGCCUGACUUGACUUCAUUUUACAUGUGGGGAAAAUUUAAUAGACCAAAGGUAUCUGUAUCACUUAUUUGUGGAAACUGCUUAGUUUGUUGCAAUCGACGUGAGGGAAGGUAUAGUUCAACACCUUAUCAGGUUUGUAUAUUGAAAUGCAAUGAAGCAGACUGAUCGUUGAAUACACACCGACAGGACUUUGCUCCAAGAAGUUAGAAGUUGGUAGACUAGAAAUGAAAAUGAAGGAACAUAAGUGUAAAAUUCGUUUAUUUUGCAAGCAAUAUUAGAAUACGAGUAUUUGUUUGAAGUAUAGCGGCUGCAGCCUGCAGGUGUGCUGUAUCAGGUUUGCAAUUUUUUUUAUGCAGACGGACUUGACAAUUGGUAUUGUGUGUACUUUUGAGUUUCGUAUUUAUGAUGUUAAAUCUA
Molecule: messenger RNA, 2856 nt
Organism: Daucus carota subsp. sativus
Lineage: Eukaryota; Viridiplantae; Streptophyta; Magnoliopsida; Apiales; Apiaceae
Exons: 18
Coding region: 225-2195 (656 amino acids)
Biological process (GO): DNA repair; 7-methylguanosine mRNA capping; protein dephosphorylation
Molecular function (GO): DNA ligase (ATP) activity; protein tyrosine/serine/threonine phosphatase activity; mRNA guanylyltransferase activity
Source: RefSeq, a predicted model, not a curated record